AUGGCACAAGCCAUGUUCUCUCCAUUUGAGCCACAUUUGGCCAGGCGCUUUCCUUUCGUCCUGGGGAAGGUGUCGCGCUAUUGGCGCCAAGUCACCUAUGGGGUAGCUACGCUGUGGUCGAACGUGGAUGUCACUACAAUUGACGAAGAUCUUGACAGUUUACAGUUCUACCUUGGCAGAUCUAAGGACUCCCCUAUCGAUCUUAAGAUCACCAUUCUACCGACUCUAAGCCCCAUUAGCCCGCUCAUAGGUAUCUUACAACCUCAUUACCGACGUUGCCGUUCCAUCAGAGUCACGUCUCAACUCUUUCACGCAUUCCCCGGACUGGUUUUGAAGCUUCUUGUCUCGAUGUGCCAAGGCCAUUAUGCAAUGCUCCAACACAUCUGUGUAGAGGGCGAGGAUGUGCGUCUGCGUCCAGAACCGUGGGCAAUUGUAGCUGACGCUGUUAACCUGACGAGUGUACGCCUAAGAGGUCUGGGUUUGAAGUAUUGCCGCCCUCCUCUUACGGCUGUAACACAGCUGCAUAUGGCGGCCUCAGAUCACCAGAUUCUCGAGUACACUGACUUCUCCAAAAUGUUACAGUCCUGUCGAUCCUUGGUCACAUUGUGUGUCUACGACGAUUUCAUUCUCAAAUGGCCUACCGAUCCCCACGACACCUAUGACAUGCCCUUCCUCCGUUACGUACGCAUCUUCGGAGAUUUUUCAGGAGUUUCACAACUUCUACUUUCUAUAUCUGCCCCAGAUUUGGAGGAACUCACCAUCGCUUCAAUUGUUCUGGGCGACCUCACCAAACUCAGGAGGGAAACUAGAAAUGCUCCUCGAUUUCCGGCGUUGAAAUCAUUCACCCUUGCGCCUCGUGAUGACGACGGUAUGCUCUUGACGACUGUAGCCGACGCCAAUGCUUGCUUCCCAGGGAUCAAGUUACUUAUCCUUCCCGAUUAUGAUGGACUUUCUUUUGCAAAGUCUUUCAUUACGACAGACUCUUGGCUAUUUUGGCCUGAGCUCAAUGGUCUCGCUGUCCGUGACAUUGAUGACCAAGAUUUGUUAUAUGAGUUUGUCCAGUACCGCCAACGAUUAGGUGUGCCCUUACGCUCGCUGUACCUGGAUUCGGGGUCAAUGUCAAGACUGACUCGAAUGGAGUGGCUAAAGGAUCAAUUGUCGGUGGUGGAGGCAGAUCCAUGGCAGAUGCAAUGUGAGGAUGCACCGUUUUUAUACACAUGA
This is a messenger RNA of Laccaria bicolor S238N-H82, 1221 nucleotides long. RefSeq lists its product as uncharacterized. The coding region runs from base 1 to 1221 and encodes 406 amino acids. NCBI's taxonomy places the organism in Eukaryota, Fungi, Basidiomycota, Agaricomycetes, Agaricales, Hydnangiaceae. The record is from RefSeq and is a predicted model, not a curated record. The transcript has a single exon.